Molecule: messenger RNA, 4977 nt
Organism: Siniperca chuatsi (mandarin fish)
Lineage: Eukaryota; Metazoa; Chordata; Actinopteri; Centrarchiformes; Sinipercidae
Gene: cdc42se1
Product: CDC42 small effector 1
Biological process (GO): regulation of Rho protein signal transduction
Cellular component (GO): plasma membrane
Molecular function (GO): small GTPase binding
Source: RefSeq, a predicted model, not a curated record
GUAAAGUGUUGAAGCCUCUGAGACUCGGCGGAGGAGAAAGCAGGAAGACUCCAGUAAAGUACAAGUACCUCACACGUGUACUUCAGGACAGUGAUGAGGUAACUGUACUCAGUUUCUCUCCACGCUGAACAGGAGCGCUGCGAGGAGUCUGUUGAGCCAGCAGGAGGAGCUGUUUGCCUGGAAACAAGCAGGAAGUGGAGGAAGAAGAGAGACACUGAAGUCCUUCAGAGGAGGAGGAGGAGGAGGAGGAGGGAGGGUUUCCUGGUUGGAGCCACACCUCGGAGAGAGUCAGGGCUGCUUCAUGGUCUCAGUCUGCAGUCUUCAGCCCGGCUGGCAGCUGGUUCCCUGGUCUCUUCUGGUCUCUGGUCUCUGAUCAAACCCGACGCUGCUGUUAUUUUCCAUCAGAGGACUUCGGAUGAACUGACGCUGAUCUUCCUGCAUUUCUGAGGCUCCGCUUCGUUUCCUCUCAGAACUCGUGGAUAUUCAGUUUUUAUUUGCUGUUUUCUUCCCGGGACGGUCUCCGGUCUGCGGCGGGGUCCAUCUGGGGGUGGAGGUCCUCUGCGUUGCGGCUGCUGGUGCGCUUUUUGUCUGAAUGCCCCAGGAUUACCCGCAGGCUGCAGUUCCCCCCACGGCCUGCAGGGCGGCAGCAGAGAGCGGCGGCCGGCCGCUGGACAGGCGGAGCGUCGGCAUGAGCGACUUCUGGCACAAGAUGGGCUGCUGCGUGGUGGCUAAACCACCGCCGAAGAAGAAGAGGAGGAAGAUUGAUCGCAGUAUGAUCGGAGAGCCAACAAACUUCAUCCACCUCACACACAUCGGCUCCGGAGAGAUGGCAGAGGGACUGCAGCCGUCGGGGUCGGUUCAGGAACAGAUGAGGUCUAAAGGCCCGAACAUGAACGGCAGGAACAGCCUGUUAUAGCUGGAGUGCAUGAAACUGACCUCGACCAGCUGACCGACCUGCUCUUUCCUCCGCAAUCACCUUCACGCUCCUCUGAAAGAGCCUCUUUCCAGCAUCCAGACUCCCCUCCUGCCCUGCUGAAGUGUCCUUGAGCAAAGCACUGCACCCCCAGCCAGCUGCAGGGGGCGCCGUCCCGACCCGGAAAAAGCCAGAUCUCCCUUUUUUGAGGAUCCUCACUUUCUUUAGAAGUGGGGGGAAAAAAAUGUGGCUGCCUUUCUCGUCUCUUUUUAAUGUAAUUUCAAGAAUUUUCUACUAGCCAAAACUGAGAAUCAGUAGCCACCAGUAAAAAAAAACAAAAAAAACAUCCAAUCAUGAGUCCAGACGGAGAAUCUUGCUGAGCUGAGGGAGUUUUUCCACGUCUCAGGUCCAAUAAACCACCAGCUCUGCAUUUGAUCCCAGAAAAACAACAACACGAAGUCAAGGACUACAUCUCCCAGCAUGCCUUUAGACUUCCUCUACGUCCACGUUGUACUAGCUCAAACUCUGACAUUAAGGAAACAUUUUUAUUAUCGAAUUUAAGAUGAAAUUUAAAAAAAAUCUGGAUCUUGUAUUCACCACUAGAGGGCAGACCAUAAAGAGAUUUCCGCCGUCGGUAUUAAAUCAAACCGCCGGAUGACAUCACUGGACUCCAUUUCCCAGAAUCCCGUUCUCUUCAGGAUAUAUGAUAAAUGACAGAAUGUCUGUAUUUAAGAAAGAAUUACUGGAAAACUUGGCUUCAACCUGUUGCCUCAAAUUGUCACAAAAAAAGGACUACAUUUCCCAGCAUUCAUAGGGAAGUUCUCUCUAAACCUUACAGUCCAGGAGCCCCCCCUCCCCCCCAACACCUGUGUUUCCUCAGUGGACUUCAUUUCCCAGAAUGCUUCACUCUGCUCAGCUGUGAUCUGUAUUCUGCUUCUAAAGGAUUAUUACACCCCCCCCCCGUUCACUGGUCACAAGGCCUCAGUGAUGACAUCAUUGGACUUCAACUCCCACGAUGCCUCACUGCCUGUGCGAAUGAUUAAAGACUCUUGUUUUAGGAGAUGGGAAAGUCCCCCGAUUGUGUGUGUGUGUGUGUGUGUGAUGUCAUGGUCUUAAUAUUCCACCAGUUUAAAUAUAAACGUUGCUUCACUGAACUCUCAGAGGGAACUGGACACAGUUCAAAACUCCCAUUAGAAAAUCACCCUUUUUUUUGUAAAAGUUCUGUAUUUCCACUUUCUACAAAAAUGUUACAUGUCAGAGUUGUCUUUCUGUUCGUUUGACUACUUAAGCUGUGGGUCGGGGCCCUAAACGGGUCUUGACCUGGCAUAUUUUGGGGCCCCAAGAAGACAGAAGUGUGUGUGAACUUUUCGCUUCAGAGGCCACCUUGAGACAUUUUCAGGACUUUUGUUUAAAACAUUUCUUGUUUAAAACAUUUCAUGCUGCAUCUGUUGGGAAGAUCAAGUAUUAAGUGUGUAACUGCUUUAUAUUAUGAGUAAUUGAACAUUUUUAAGCAGCCAUUAUUUUAAGUUUUCUGCUGUUUUUGGGUGAUUUGCUGUGUGAUUUCUCCUGAUGUCGCUGUUGUUUUUUUUGUUUUUUUUGCCCUUUCUGAUCGAACAUCCCGAUUAACUGAAGCAGGGAAGCAAAGCGGUGAAGUCGACAGCGGGAGGCAGAUGCGUGCUCGUUGAUGUUUCUCAACCUUCGGGUCCGGGCUUCAGUUUGGGUCGCCUGAUAUGUGGAGUUUUCUAAGACUUAGAGGCCGUGGGAAAGAAAAUGCAUAGAAAUCCUUUGUAAAGUAAAGAGUUUCUCAUCAGCUGCCAUUUGAACCAAAGAAACCCCAAAAACCCUGAUAUGAGCUUUUAUUAAAUGUGUGAUGAUUCAAAUUAAAUCCCCCCCCCCAGAAAAAACUGUAACCCACCCACCAAACUCUGUACAAUUUUAUGUGUAUUUAAACAAACAAACAAAAAUUCACAUUUUUAUUACAUUUCCCCGUCCUAUUACAUUUUCUGUAAGAUGUAUCUCCAUAUAUUAUUUCAAAGCCUUCUCUACACUGUGAGGUAUAAUUCUGGUAAAGAAUAUGAAAUCCCAUUUAUUUAGUUUUUUAAAAAAAAAAGAAGAUAUUUAGUCUAAAAAUAUAUUAAAAAAUAAAAACUCGGUAACGCGUGUCUCCGGCUGGACAACAGUGCAACAAAUCCAAGCAAGUAUUUCAGCAUUGACUGAUUUUGAUUUUCGGCAAAUUCUUUCACCAUAACUGCAAACUGUCUCAAAACCACAAGUUUGUCUUUCGUCAUCUCUGCUCCGCUUUUUAAAAUGGAAUUUUAAAAAAACCCCACACAUUAAAACCUAGAAAAGGCCAAAAAAGUGACUCAUUCAGACUGAACUGUGUGGUAACAGCAGCAGUAACUCAAUGGGGGAAAUCCAUCUGAGUGGUUGCCGUGGAAACCGCUGAGUCACGGUGUCCCGUCCCCCCCCCUCCCCUCGCCGUGGCGACCGGCCACUUCCUCCCUGCGGCCGAGACUGAAGAGGCCAAAACAUCUAUUUAAGGAAAAUCUGAGCUGCUGCCGCUCAUCUCAGCUUCCUCCAGACAGCGUGCUGUGUUCACUGGACUCCUCGGAGCGUGGGAGUUUAUAAACCUCCUCCUUCUGAGUUAGCUUCCCCUGAGCAACAGCUGAUUUACUUUUUUUUUUAAGCCACAGCAGCCAAAUUAAAGUGCUGGUUUCGCAUCAUGUGACCCUCCGUCAGCUGACAGCGUUAAAAUCAACAGUGGAUGUAAACAGCUUCUAACGCGGAGCCGAAAACCACACGAGACUGAGCGAGUGUUUGUGAACGCCAGCCGUUCUUCUUCUGCAGCUGCUCGUUAAAAAUCAGCCGCAGUUACCACCAGUAACCACCGGCGGCGCCAAAUCAACCGGGACGGAAAUCUGAAGGCGGCGUCGGACUGAGCGCGAUGCAAAUCUUAAACGCAAAGACGCAAUUGGAAGGUUUAAUAAUUCGAUCAAACUUUAUUUGUAUGGCUUCUUCCGUACGGUUUAAAACUGUAAACAAAGUCCUUGGAAGCGGCGUCGCUCCGGUCAACGCCACGUGAGGCGAAGACGCGUCUGAACAUUUAUACAGUUGGUGGAAACUCGUUUCUGUACCAACUGAGUUCGAUCAGAGACCCGGAUCAGGUGUUUACCUGUCGCGGUUUCUGUUAGACUACUCCAGCUAGCAAAACCAAGAUGAGGCCAAAUCCAGGUUUCCGAAACCAGCAUCUGACGUUUCCACGGGAACCGCAUAACCAGGACGCGCACGUAAACACCCUCGUUGUAUAACACCGAGUUCAUGCAGCUUCAACACAGUUCGAAUCCAAAUAAUAAACACGACGUCUGUUCCCAAACACGACGCCCAAACACGACGCCCAAACGCGACGCUGGCGCCCAAACGCGACGCCGGCUCCCAAACGCGACGGCAACGCCCAAACACGACGCCCAAACGCGACGCUGGCGCCCAAACGCGACGCCAACGCCCAAACACGACGCCCAAACGCGACGCCGGCGCCCAAACACGGCGUCCGGGGGUUCGAGUCAGCGCGGUUGUCGUCGCCUCAUUUCUUUCUGAUUCUUGGAAACUCAGACCUGUUCUCUGAAGUCCGGCUCCUUUUGUUUAUCACAGCUCUUCCUCUCUUCCUCUUCCUCUUCGUCGCCCACACCUGGGACUCCCCUCCCGGCUUACAGUCCGCCAACGCUGGGGAGCACUUUACCUUAAAUCUCGCCUCCCACGGAAGUCGCGCGGCGAGACGCGAGGAGACGCUGUGGCAAAGACGAUCUGUUAAACCCGAUCACGUCCAGCAUUACUAUCGAAAUAUCGUUUUGCUUUUUUUUUUUUUUGGUUGUUUAUCAAAGAUGUUGAUUUAUUGAACUGUUUGUGUUAUUGAACAAUGUUUUUCUGAAUAUAUGUUGCAUAGUAUUGUAUGAACGCAUCUAUUAAGAGUAUUGAUCAUCAAACGUUUCUGUGACUUUUUGAACCUUGAGCCUGAGUCGAAACCUGCAGGAGUUAAUCAAUAAAAAGUCGAAUGAGAAAUAUUUUAA